Zasmidium cellare ATCC 36951 is the source of this 870-nucleotide messenger RNA. RefSeq lists its product as uncharacterized. Gene Ontology annotation, biological process: fatty acid beta-oxidation. The record is from RefSeq and is a predicted model, not a curated record. The transcript has 2 exons. NCBI's taxonomy places the organism in Eukaryota, Fungi, Ascomycota, Dothideomycetes, Mycosphaerellales, Mycosphaerellaceae. Bases 1 to 870 code for a protein of 289 amino acids. Gene Ontology annotation, cellular component: mitochondrion. Gene Ontology annotation, molecular function: enoyl-CoA hydratase activity.
AUGCUGGCAUCACGAGUACGACCAGCUGCCACGCAGUUUGGCAAAUUCAUCGUCCCUCUACGAGCACAAUACUCCAGCGCAGCACCGCAGAGCUAUGAGCACAUCAAAGUAUCGACGCCUCGACCGGGCGUUGGGUUGGUCGAACUAAACCGCCCCAAAGCCCUCAACGCCCUCUUCACCCCGCUCAUCCUCGAACUCAACACCGCCAUGAAAGCCUUCGACCACGACCCCUCCAUCGGCGCCCUAGUCCUCACCGGCUCGCACAAAGCCUUCGCCGCCGGCGCCGACAUCAAAGAGAUGAGCACCAAAGACUUCGCGGAUGCGUACGGGGCGGAUUUCAUAGAAUCCUGGUCGGAGCUGCCCAACACGAUCAAGAAGCCCGUCAUCAGCGCUGUCAACGGUCAUGCUCUGGGAGGUGGGUGCGAGUUGGCGAUGAUGUGCGAUGUGUUGUACUGCAGUGAGAAGGCGAACUUUGGACAGCCGGAGAUUAAGCUGGGGGUUAUUCCUGGCGCGGGUGGGAGUCAGAGGUUGACGAGGGCGAUUGGGAAGAGUCGGGCGAUGGAGCUGAUUUUGACGGGGAAGAAUUUCAGUGGACGGGAGGCGUUUGAUUGGGGUCUUGCGGCGAGGGUGUUUGAGACGCCGGAGCAGUGCGUUGAUGGCGCGCUGGAUACGGCUGAGCAGAUCGCUAGCUACUCGAGGAUUGCUGUGAAGGCGGGCAAAGAGGUGGUUAAUAAGAGCCAGGAUCUCGGGAUAAGAGAAGGUGUGGAGUUUGAGAGGAGGCUGUUCCACGGCCUCUUUGGGAGUGAGGACCAGAAGAUUGGCAUGCAGGCGUUUGCCGAGAAGAAGAAGGCGGAGUGGAAGCACAGGUAA